Molecule: messenger RNA, 1174 nt
Organism: Coregonus clupeaformis (lake whitefish)
Lineage: Eukaryota; Metazoa; Chordata; Actinopteri; Salmoniformes; Salmonidae
Product: cocaine- and amphetamine-regulated transcript protein-like
Exons: 3
Coding region: 383-709 (108 amino acids)
Biological process (GO): G protein-coupled receptor signaling pathway; adult feeding behavior; cellular response to starvation
Molecular function (GO): neuropeptide hormone activity
Source: RefSeq, a predicted model, not a curated record
CCCAAGAGGAAAUUGGAUGCUGAUUAAAGAUUGGUCUCAACAGCCAGGGGCUGUGACCUGUGAUUAUUGGAAAGAGGUGAACAGAGGUGUUCUAUCAGACAACGCCUCCCCAUCACAUCAUCCUCUGGCGCGUGUAUGUGCGUGUGACGCUCUCCGGUCAGUGGUUACCUCUGUCGCUCGGCUCAUGUCAGUGGUCAUACAUAUUACAGUGGUCAUACAUAUUACAGUAGCUGUAUGAUGUCAGCAAACUCUAUAAAAUCAAGCCCCCGCGUCUAUCACCCCGAAUUAUAGCCCACUUCACCCGCCCAGUGUUCACCAAGCCCCUGCUAACCACCUGCAGAGGCUCGGCUGUAUCUCCAUCCCUUCUGAUUGUUUCAGCACCAUGGCCAGCGUUCUACUGCUCUUCCUCGCCGCCUCCUGCUGCACGUGUCUCUGUCUCGCUGAAGGCGACACCUCAUUGGAGUUUGAGACUCGCGCUCUAGAGUUCCCCCACAAAUCGCAAGAAGAGAAGGAUCUGAUUGAAGCUUUGCAAGAGGUUCUGGAGAAACUGAAGAACAAACAGAUGCCGUUAUCAGAGAAGAAGCUCGGCUGGCUGCCGUCGUGUGACGCGGGCGAGCAGUGCGCUGUCCGCAAGGGUGCACGUGUCGGAACGCUGUGCGGGUGUCCGCGUGGGACGACCUGCAACUUCUAUGUUCUUAAGUGUUUGUAAGAAGAGGAGAGGAGAAAAGGAUAAACAGCGAAAUAGGAGAGAGAGAACAGAAGCUUUUGCCUCAUUCAGCGGAGCACAUUCAGAUUGUGGAACGUUGUAUUGUAUGAUGAACAAACAUGUCUCUAUCUGACAUGUAGAGUAAAUAGGAAUCGUGUCAGCUUUACUUUCAGUAUGUUGCCCCCUCCUGUCCUGAACGUGACCCUGGUGUGUGUAAUGGGGGGUUUGUUGUCUAACAUAAAGGUAGUAUCCCAAAUAACAAUCUAUUCCCUAUAAUGCACUAUUUUGGCCAGAAUCCUAUGUGUCAGUCCUACGUUGCUCUGGUCAAAAGUAUUGCACUUUAUAGGGAAUAGAGUGUCAUUUAAGACGCAGCUCAACUUGUUCCCUUCAUCUGUGCUCCAUUCUGUCUCGUCUAUUUUGACUAAGUACAAAGAAAUUCAAUGUGAUUAAUAAAGUCCUUGUUUAUAA